Cheilinus undulatus (humphead wrasse) is the source of this 1782-nucleotide messenger RNA. RefSeq names its product proteinase-activated receptor 3 (gene hcar2). The transcript is spliced from 4 exons. NCBI's taxonomy places the organism in Eukaryota, Metazoa, Chordata, Actinopteri, Labriformes, Labridae. Gene Ontology annotation, molecular function: G protein-coupled receptor activity. Gene Ontology annotation, biological process: positive regulation of Rho protein signal transduction; phospholipase C-activating G protein-coupled receptor signaling pathway. Gene Ontology annotation, cellular component: membrane. The coding region runs from base 612 to 1502 and encodes 296 amino acids. The record is from RefSeq and is a predicted model, not a curated record.
CUGAGCAUCAGAAUGGAAAAGAAAGUUUAUUUAAGAGACUUUGAGUGUGUCAUGGUUGUGGAUGGUCAUGCUGUGCAUGUCAGAUUCUGACCCGACAGCUCAAAUGUUGCAGCAGAUAUAGAAACUCAUCAGACCAGGCAGUGUUUUUUCAGUCUUUGAUUGCCCAGUUUUGGUGACCUGGUAAGAACUGCAACCUCAGUUUCCUGUUCUGUGCAGACAGGAGUGGCAUCUGUUGUGGUCUUCUGCUGCUGCAGCCCAUCUGCCUCAAGAUUGGAUAUUCCAUAUCUGAUGGUGAUCAGAUAUUUGUGUAAGUAAGGAGCUGAGCAGGUAUACCUAAUGAAGAGGUCGAUGCAGAAUUUAGCAAACCUGUGAGAACCUCCCGCCUUAUCGGAGGGAGAGACAACUCCUGUGAACAUGACACCAACACAAACGAGUCCACAGACACACAGGUGGGGGUUCAGUUUUUGUUCACACUGGGACAGGUGUGCACAGGAGCCACAAGGAUCAGCUGAAGAGAGGGGACACCAGGAAGGUGCUGCACACUCCUUCUGAGCAGGUCUUUGUCUCAUUGGCUGGUGUAUCCUGAAAAGUUCCAACCCAAUCUGGCCAUCAUGGAGGUUUUAUACAUCAACUCCUCCCUGCUCUUCGUCUCUCACAGGCCGUUUAACUACACCGGCAGAGAGAAGACUGUGUAUGAGCAAUGCAAAGACAUGCCUGCUGUGCUCAUUUGGUAUCUUGGCCUGCAGUUCAUCAACAUGUUCCUGGGUAUCCCAGCCAACCUCAUGGUCCUCUGGCUCAUCCACAAGAACAAAGGCGACUCCUCCACCUCAGACAUCUUCAUCCUCCACCUGGCGGUCCUGGACAUCCUCUUCUGUCUCAUCCCUCCCCUUGAGCUAGCAAACAUAGUCUUCCUCACCACCAGUAGCACCUGGUACGUCCUGCGCUUCUUCUACGGCAUUAAAGACUCUUCACCGCUCUUCCUGUCCUGCAUCUGCCUGGAUCGCUACAUGGCUGUGGUUCAUCCAAUCACUUUCACUGAGCUCAAGGACCGCAAACACAGAGCCAUCCUGGCCUUGGUGGUCUGGUUGAUCACUCUGGCCUACGCUGCGGCUAAAUGCGUGGGCAACAUAGUUAAUUUCGAGAAGGUCUUCACAGGGAUGAUCCUGGCAUCGUUCGCCUUCAUGGUGUUCUGUAACAUUGCGAUCCUUUGGGUGCUCCGCCAAUCGGGGCCAGGCAGAGAUGAGAUGCACCCAGUGAAGAAGAGAGCUUUCAAGAUGGUGCUCAUCAUCCUCGCUAUUAUUGUGUUCAACUACUUCCCGCCUGUGGCUCUUUUCCCCUUCCAGGACUACUUUUCUCCUGAUGUAUUUCGGUGCUACAUUCAUUACAUUGCAUUUGGUUUGAUGGACUUCAGCAGCACCAUCCAGCCAAUGCUCUACCUGUCUAAAGAGAAGCUGCCAUGGGGUGUCAACUGCUGUCAGAGCAAGCCCACCCCAAUCCAAUAGAGACACAUGAGACCUUUGUUUUUAUGUCUAUCAAAUGGUUCCAUAUGAAUGCAUUUUUGUUUUUAACAUAGCAGAACAUAUAAAGCUAUCCCUUAAUCCAAUGUCGAAAGCUAUUUUUUAAUGAGGUGGUUGUCUGAUUCUCAGUUGGGUGUCCUACAAACAUGGGUUGCAAAAGUACUGUAGACUGUUUAAAACAUAGAUGUAGCCUCAGUGACACCAACCAUUGGUUUCUGGAGAGGUGUUUUGAAGUAAAAUGACAAUAGAUGCCAUAUUGGGAAUA